Messenger RNA from Symbiodinium natans, 729 nucleotides. The record is from the annotation of a GenBank genome assembly. Lineage: Eukaryota; Dinophyceae; Suessiales; Symbiodiniaceae.
AUGGCGGCGUCCGCCACGCCGAUGAAGGCACCACCCAUCCCCCAGGACCAGCUCACCGGCCAAGCCCCGGCGAAGAAGCCGCCGCCGCGCGUGCCGCCUCCCAAGCGGCCGCCCACCCAGUCACAGGAUCUCGACCCUUCCGCAGCAGCCAUUCCGCAAAAGGCGCCUCCCAUCAUGAAAGCCUCCGGCCAAGUGGCGGAGGAGUCCCAGGUCUUACCGAAAGUGCCGCCAAAGAUGCCGACAUCCCAGGACGCCAGUUCGACUGCUGCGCCCAUCCGUCAAAAAGCGCCGCCCGCCGUGCCAGCGUAUCCGGCUGCGGAGGACGACAAUAGGCCAACGAAGGCCCCGCCAGCGGCACUACUGCGCGCACCUGCCGCAGGGGUAGCUGGAACGGUGCCAGCCAAGGCGCCUACGGCAUCUUCCCCCGUGCCCCAAGCGCUGCCACCAAGCGCACGGCUCGCCAACCCUGCCACGGAGAUUGAGGACAACCGCCCCACGAAGGCUCCUCCGGUCGGGGUCUCACGAGUCGUCCAGCCAAAAAUUCCGGCGGCGCCGCCCCCCAAGGCCGCGGACUUCACCGCUUCUGCGGCCAGCCUCGUGCACCCUGUGCCUCCCGUCCCUGCCAAGAAGCCGCCGCCACCCGUACCGACAGAAGAGACAGAGAGCGAGGUCGGGAGCACCAUCCGUGUCCCACGGUGGAAUCGGCACCGCGCACCGAAUCCCAACUGA